AUUUAAGGAUGGUAGCCAUGAAGCCGAAUUGGGCUCAGGUACUUCGCAUUGGUGGCUCCUUUUUCCAGCAGAAGCAUGGGGAAAACACACUUUUAUGCAUUGUGGUCUUUACAAGAAGCACCUCGUCAGUUUAUUAGUAAAAUGAACCGCACCAGCUACCAGCUCCAAAUCCCGCUGCCGUUACCCAAGCAGCUCGUCGUGUUCAGUCUGGGAGACUGGACCUCGUUUUCUUGCGAGACAACAGUAUUAAUUGAGGUGUUUGUUAGCCCGGAUGUGAAACCGCAGGAAAUUGGGAUUCUUUCACGACAUUCACGUUGUUUGGUGUGGGAAGGAGACUGGACCGUGAGCCUUUUAAAUGAAUCCACAUGGAAGAGCAGGAGAGGUGCAUAUGCCAAGGUGUUGCUCACUGUCUGUGGAAAGGUGAGAGCCAGCUUUGUUAGCAGCACACCUCUGGUGAAAAGGAGACGACCAGCCCCCAGUCAGUGUAUGAGUUUCUCCCAGACCCUUCUGAGUAAUGCUAGCAACAACAAUGUGAGGAGCUCGGAGUUAAAUAUCACAUCUCAGAGAUUAGCUGAGGACACGGUCAGUUAUACAGAUCUCAAAACAAGCAAAGAAGAGCUUCAGAGUAUCAGCCUCAGAACAUCAGGAGUUUGGGCUUUGGACAAAACUCCAAGGAAGUCUGUGGUAGGAAAGAGAAGAUAUAGUUUGAGUUCUGAGAGAUCUGAAACACAGCAGCGGUCAAGCCAAGGUUCAAGCCCCAAGAAGCGCAAACUGAGCGUAUGUACAUCGCAAAAUGAGAAGAGGGAAGUGGUUAAAAGGACGAGGGAUUGCCGGGCAGAGCAUCCAUCAAAGCGCUGGAACCAUACCAUGUGUUUAUGUGAUCCUGACACAGCUGUCCUGAUUGGUGGGGAGGCUGCAGACCAAAACAACUGUACAGACACCAUAUGGAAGCUGGAGAUUGAUGGUGAUUUUUGGUUCCCCAUGACGACUUCUACAGUCGGGCCACUCCCUCCCAGCUCUCGAGGUCACUCGGCGGCCUUUGACCCUGAGAAUAAGGUCGUCUAUGUUUAUGGUGGCCUUAGAGAAGGUCAACGCUAUAGUGAUAUUUAUAUGCUGGAUACACUGACCUGGAAGUGGAAACUUAUUAAAGCCAAAGGAAAUGUCCCAUCGUUGGCAUACCACAGCUGCAGUAUUUAUAAGAGUGAGCUGUAUGUAUUUGGAGGGUUGCAGCCUAGUCGAGGUCCUGGAGGCAAAGCUUGCAGUAAUGCUCUUUACAUCUUCAACCCUGAACAUGAGCUGUGGUACCAACCAAUUGUGGAAGGGGACCGUCCUCUUCCCAGGUUUGGGCACUCCAGCACCCUACUGCCUGACAAAUUGGUGAUCUUCGGAGGCAGAAAAACCGCUGCCUACCUCAAUGACCUCUACAUUUUAGAUCUUGGUUUUAUGGAGUACAUUGCAGUGAAAUAUGAAAACAUGCCACCCCUUGCCCGUGGGUUUCAUGCUGCUCUGCCCAUGUCUGACAACAGGGUGCUGAUCAGCGGAGGCUGCAGUGCUUUAGGAGCACUACAAGAUCUCCAUCUCUUCAAUAUAGAGACCAACUGCUGGACAUCAGUGGUGUGUCCAUUGCUUUCCUCAAAGCCUCGUGCUGGACACAGUCUAAUCAGUCUGACCGGCACUGCGCCUUUACACACUGAUAAAAGGGACCCAGGAGAUGGCCAUCACACCUGCCCCUCCACCCAGCACACCAUCUUAGUCUUUGGGGGUUCAGAUUGCACUGGCACAUUUUAUGAUGAUGCAGUCAAAUGCAUCAUGCAAAUCCCUGCUGCAGGACAGGGACUAGAUAUAAAACCAUCUCACAAGAUCGUAGUGCAUGGCUGAGGAACUUAACUGUUAAGUGGUGCAGACUUUUUAUUUGAAAAUUAUAAGAGAAAAUGGAACUUCUUGUCAUGAAGGCACUUUUCUUUUUUUUUUUUUUUAAAGUUAUUUAUAUAUUUAUUUUUUACAUUUUAUUUUAAAGCCAAUCUUACAGAUUUAAACAGCUGCUUGGCAGCUACUGUUUAUCUAAUACAAAUUUCAGUUUCAGUAGUAAUGUCAGAGAUUAGCACAACAAUUGUCAUUUUUGUCCAAUAAAUAUUUUUCCCCUA
Molecule: messenger RNA, 2144 nt
Organism: Ictalurus punctatus (channel catfish)
Lineage: Eukaryota; Metazoa; Chordata; Actinopteri; Siluriformes; Ictaluridae
Exons: 13
Coding region: 76-1878 (600 amino acids)
Molecular function (GO): protein binding
Source: RefSeq, a predicted model, not a curated record